Arabidopsis arenosa is the source of this 1672-nucleotide messenger RNA. NCBI's taxonomy places the organism in Eukaryota, Viridiplantae, Streptophyta, Magnoliopsida, Brassicales, Brassicaceae. The record is from the annotation of a GenBank genome assembly.
AUACAAUCGUCUUCUUCAUCUUUUUCUCUUCUUCUUCUCCAAGAAAACAGUGAAGAAGAAAAUGGGACUCCUUAAGCCAACCAUGGCGAUCCUUUUCCUAGCGAUGGUCGCCGUUGCAUCAGCCGUGGACAUGUCAAUCAUCUCCUACGACGAGAAACACGGCGUCUCCACCACCGGUGGCCGUAGCGACGCAGAGGUUAUGAGUAUCUACGAGACCUGGUUGGUGAAACACGGCAAGGGUCAGAAUCAGAACUCUCUUGUUGAGAAAGAUCGACGGUUCGAGAUCUUUAAAGACAAUCUUCGUUUCAUCGAUGAUCAUAACGAGAAGAAUCUUAGUUAUAGAUUGGGUUUGACUCGGUUUGCGGAUCUUACUAACGAUGAGUAUAGAUCCAAGUUUCUUGGAGCUAAGAUGGAGAAGAAAGGUGAGAGAAGGACUAGCCAACGGUACGAGGCUCGUGUCGGUGAUGAGCUACCGGAGUCUAUUGACUGGAGGAAGAAAGGAGCUGUGGCUGAGGUCAAAGAUCAGGGUAGUUGCGGGAGUUGUUGGGCAUUCUCAACCAUUGGAGCAGUGGAGGGGAUUAACCAGAUCGUUACCGGAGACCUAAUAACCUUGUCUGAACAAGAGUUAGUCGAUUGUGACACUUCAUACAACGAAGGUUGUAACGGAGGUCUCAUGGACUAUGCUUUUGAGUUCAUUAUCAAGAAUGGUGGAAUCGAUACAGACAAAGAUUAUCCUUACAAGGGUGUUGAUGGAACUUGUGACCAGAUCAGGAAAAACGCUAAAGUUGUCACAAUUGAUUCAUAUGAGGAUGUUCCCACUUACAGCGAGGACUCGUUGAAGAAAGCAGUUGCUCAUCAACCCGUUAGCGUCGCCAUUGAGGCUGGUGGUCGUGCGUUCCAGCUCUAUGAUUCGGGUAUAUUUGAUGGAACUUGUGGAACACAACUAGACCACGGAGUUGUGGCUGUUGGAUACGGAACUGAGAACGGCAAAGACUACUGGAUUGUGAGAAACUCAUGGGGUAAAAGCUGGGGAGAGAGUGGAUACUUAAAGAUGGCGCGUAACAUCGCAUCUUCAUCUGGAAAAUGUGGAAUAGCGAUUGAACCUUCAUACCCGAUCAAGAAUGGCGAAAACCCGCCAAACCCGGGACCUUCACCUCCAUCUCCCAUCAAGCCUCCAACCCAAUGUGACAGUUACUACACUUGUCCUGAGAGCAACACUUGUUGUUGUCUUUUUGAGUAUGGCAAGUAUUGCUUUGCUUGGGGAUGUUGCCCACUAGAAGCAGCCACUUGCUGUGAUGACAACUAUAGUUGCUGCCCUCACGAAUACCCGGUUUGUGACCUUGAUCAGGGAACCUGUUUAUUGAGCAAGAACAGUCCAUUUAGUGUUAAGGCCUUAAAGCGUAAACCCGCAACGCCAUUCUGGUCACAGAGCAGAAAGAACAUUGCCUAAAGAGACCAAUGAAUAUUGCUUCUUCAGAGAGAACUCUGACUCACAUGAGAGAAGAGAUCUCUCUGAAGGGAUUUAUCAGAUGCUUUUUAAUGUUGUUGUUUAUGCCAUAACUAGAUACAUAAAAAUGCAGCUUUUGGGUUUCGUGUAUAUAAAAAAAGCACCCUAAGUUUCAUUCAGUUUCAUAGCUGGGUUUCAUUGAUACAGUAAAUUUAUUGUUAAUUC